This is a messenger RNA of Ascochyta rabiei, 3622 nucleotides long. RefSeq lists its product as uncharacterized. Bases 411 to 3485 code for a protein of 1024 amino acids. The transcript has 2 exons. NCBI's taxonomy places the organism in Eukaryota, Fungi, Ascomycota, Dothideomycetes, Pleosporales, Didymellaceae. The record is from RefSeq and is a predicted model, not a curated record.
CCCCAGCUCUGCCUGGGUGAGCCAUUUGCUUUGAUCCCCUGAUCGCCCUCCCCGCCCCAGCUUCCAUUUCCCUCUUUUCUUUCGGUCCCCUCCAAAACAGCUGCGUCUGCGAGCUCGGUGAGUGCCUGUCUUCGAUCGUGCUACCCUGCCCACUCGGCUACCCGCCAGCUCCGAUUACGGCUGUGCUCAUUGGCCGGCGCCAGCGAUCCAUUGACGCAUGGCAGUGGGUGCAGCUUGCGGUGUUGAUCAUCGUUGCUCUGUCCUUGUGCUUGGCCGAGGUCAACAAGCCAGAGCAGCUCAUCUCACGCCUAGCGUUUCGAGCUCUUGUCCCUGACGUCGACGCAGUGCACAGCUACCUCCUCUCCGUUCCUCACCACCCAAGCCCCUUCAACCCAACAACAAGACACACAAUGAGCAAUCCCCCGUCGAUACCGCCCCGUCCGGCCCGGGCUCAGAACAACUCUGCACCCGCGCCCGCAAGCUCCCUCGAUCUCCCCAAGGUCCCCCCGCGCCCCAAGGGCCGCAUCGAGCGCUCUCAGUCUCCGCACAGAUUCGACCGCUCGCCGCUCAACAACCCAGCAUACGCAUACGGCGGCCCUCCAAAGGACACUCGCCGUCUCAGCACCGAAGUGCCCUCGCGCCCGCCAAGCGUAUCGCUCCCUUCCAUCGGCCAAGAAGGCAGCGAGUACGCCAGCUUCGACGAUCUCUCCAAGACGCUCACCAACGAGAGCCAUGGCUCGGUGCAGCAAUCCGCGGUCGCCAGUGACCUGCCCCUGCACGCACCCACAGCCUCGGUCCCGGGCUCGACUGCCAAGCGCAACAUCCAGGCCGUGACACGCACCGACUCGAACCAGGCGGCUGCAGCAGGCUUCGGCACCUUGACGCCGGAUGACAAGUCCACCCAAGCCAACAAGCCUGGCCGUUCCGCUAGUUCCAUCGGCUCGCGACCAGCCUCGAUCUACAACGACCAGGAGCACAAGGGAAUUCCUGAGAUCGGCGUCCAGGUGCCCAUGUUCCGCAACGCUGGAGACGUACAGGCACCUACGCCCAACCCGUACGAGCAGCAGGGCAGCUCCACCGGUGUUGGCUUCCACAACAAGCCCAGCGCCCGCCAUCACGGACGUACCAAGAGUGGCCGCGAAAUCUUCCACGGCCCUCCCGGUAGCUACGGCAUGCACGGACACGGAAAGAUCUCCAACGAUGAUUUCGAGAAGAAGUGGUACGAAAAGCAUCCAGAUGACCUGAAGCGCGAAAAGGCUGGAGAAUACGGACCGCACAUCCAAGAGAACAGGAAGGACUACCACUGGCGCGCCGAUGAUCUUGGAAAGCUGGUCCACGGAGCUCCCACUGAUAUUGGAUUUGGUACCUCGCGCGAAGCUGUCAGCACCCCGGAUGAGCAGAUUGGCUACCGCGCCACCGAAGAAUACGCGUCGAGGAUGGCAUCUCCCAGACCCUCGUCUUCGGCAAGCCGUCCCACCAGCAAGGCUGCCAACCAGGAAUCUUCACUGCGUUAUGAGGCGGAAACAGAAAGCCCGCAGCUGGAUGACAAUGGCGAUGUGAUUCACAUCGACCCUCCUGCCCACCGAAGCACCAAAGUCCACGGAGGAGGAUAUGACCCUCCGACAGAAGACCUUGGCCCCGAGGGUGGAAACACGGACGAGAAAGGUGGAUGGGUUACCGAGCGUGGAUACGGCACUCCAAUCCUUGCCUCUGACGAGGUACAGAAACAUCCCCACACCGAAUGGAGGCAGCCUGCUGUAUCACCCGAGUUGGAACGACACCACGAUGGCGAAUACACUGUUAACGAGGAUGGUACCCCUGCAUACAUCACAAAGCAACGCACACACAGCAGGAGUUCGAGCCGAAACAACAGUGUCCAGCAACACCGUGCCAUCCCCAGUCCUGCGCGCUUUGGUGACAGGGCUGGCGCUCCCUUGGAGUCGCACAAGGAGUACGAGCCGCUUUUCCCAGAAGACGAGGAGGAGGAUCAGAAACCCAAGACACUUGCCGACAAGGUCAAGCGACCCAACCUUGCUCGCCACCACUUCCCCAGCCAAGAUGUCUGGGAAGACGCACCUGGCAGUCUGCAACUCGAGACCACUGUCGAUACUCCCCAAGCUCCUGAGGAACCAGAGACUCCCGCAGGUGCUGAUGUCAGUGCGGCCAAGGUCUUCGAGCCACCAGAGACAGAAGAAAAGCGCAAAGACAACAUCACCAAGAAGGAUCAGGAAUCUUUCCUGCCAGAACACACCAAGCAAUUCGCCCUUGAGAAUAAGCACUUACGUGGAGUGCGUCCUAACAUACAAAGGUUCCCUAGUCAAGACAUUUGGGAAGACGCGCCAGAACACGGGCACCUCGAGACGACCGUGAAUGCUCCGCAAUCCCCGGACACCAACGAGUACGCUCCUGAGUCACCUACCGUGGAGAAGCCCACGAUUCCAGCUCGCCCUUCUGUGCCCGCACGCCCACAGAACGCACAGCAGGAAAGCUCGCCAAUUGACAAGAAGGCUCCCAUCAUCCCUGAUCGUCCCAAGCCACAGCUUCCCACACGUCCCAGCAAGCCAUCGCAACCGUCAUCGGAGAAUGUUCCAACCCAAGAGCGAGCUGUUGAGAAUGAUGCUCCACAGCCGAAAACCAAGCCCCCAGUUCCUGCUCGCCCGGCUGGCUCAAAGAUCGCUGCUCUUCAAGCUGGCUUCCUGCAAGACCUGAACAGCAAACUCGGUCUUGGACCGCAAGGUCCCAAGGUCAAGGAGCCAGAGGAGGAGAAAGAGGCAGAACCGACCCAACCCCUUUCAGACGCUCGCAAAGGUAGGGCUAAAGGGCCUCAGAGGCGUAAGCCUGCUGCUUCGCCAACUCCUGCAGCGACUGUCACUGCCGAGGUAGCAGUGCCAAGAGUCAAGCUCGACAUUGCUCCAGUAACCGCCAUCUGGAGCUUCGGUGAGGAUGGCUCUCUGGAUGUACCCGCUGCAAGAAUUGCCGCCCAGAUCCAGCACACAUUGGAUUCGCACACGUCAGCAGCAACGGAGCUUGAGGACAAAGAGCAGUCCAAGGUUCCGGGUGGUCCUGAGACCACUGAUGUUCCUGAGACCACUGAUGUUCCUGCGUCUGUCGAAGCCCCCAAGGUUGCUGAAGCUUCCAUUGUUGAUACUCUCAAGUCUGUUGCUGCCCCUGUGGUUGACGCUGCAAAGUCUCUUGCACCUGCAGAAUCGAGCUCCCAACCUGAAGUGCGAACUAAAGAUGAACCGAGUCUACUCACCAAGGUCAGCGAGGCUCUUCCUUCCUUGCAAUCCACGGACGAAUCGAUCAAGUCUGCACCAGGGCCGUCUGAGGCACCCGGUGCCUUUCCCGAAUCAGGCGAGCAAGGGAAAGCUAAAGUUGUGAAGAGGAGUGACACGCUGCCCGAGGCGGAGUCCCUACCCUCCACUAAGUCGCAGGGCGACGAGGCUGUGCCCACGAGCAUGAGGGAGACGGUCGCAGAUGCUUAGAGACUGCUCCUCCUGCGUCAUCAGAAUGGCAUAUAUGUGACCAAGAGUGAAAGACCUUGGGAUUGACCUCCAUGUUCUGUGUAUGUAAUAGAUGUCAUUCUUAGUCAGCUGGUAACUUAACAAUGUUAAUAUACAAU